Molecule: messenger RNA, 1345 nt
Organism: Chionomys nivalis (European snow vole)
Lineage: Eukaryota; Metazoa; Chordata; Mammalia; Rodentia; Cricetidae
Gene: Hax1
Product: HCLS1 associated protein X-1
Exons: 8
Coding region: 378-1166 (262 amino acids)
Biological process (GO): negative regulation of apoptotic process; regulation of actin filament polymerization
Cellular component (GO): mitochondrion; sarcoplasmic reticulum; clathrin-coated vesicle
Source: RefSeq, a predicted model, not a curated record
CCACCUUCACUCAAAACUGAAAGGUGGCUUAUGAGAAAGAAGCUUCGCGUCUGAGGAGCGCCGUCAACCCCGCCUCUUCCUCCUCCGUGUUACGGCCUUUUUACGACAAUGCCGCCUCGCAGUCUUGGUUUCCGGCAGCGACAGCUGAGCCCGAGCUGUAUCUGACAGGGUGUUCGCUCAUGUCCUGCAGAAGUUUAAAGUUUCUAGUGCCCCUACGGUAAUGAGCUUCUUUGACCUUUUCCGGGGCUUUUUCGGCUUUCGUGGACCUCGGAGUGACCAAAGCGGUUCUGAAGAGAGGAACAGUGCCAGUCUCCAGUGUGGGGUGAUGCAACAGGGACCUGGGCGGAGAAGACAAUGGGGGUCUGGGGAAGAGGACAAUGAGCAACCACAGAGAUCCCUUUUUUGGAGGGAUGACUCGAGAUGAUGACGAUGAUGACGACGAAGAGGAGGAAGACAGAGGCACGUGGGGUCGAGGGAGCUAUAGGUUUGAUGGUUCUCAGCCUCCGGAGGAAUUCGGUUUCAGCUUCAGCCCAGGAGGAGGGAUGCGAUUCCACGACAACUUUGGCUUUGAUGAUCUAGUACGAGAUUUCAAUAGCAUCUUCAGCGAGAUGGGGGCCUGGACCUUGCCUUCCCACUCUCCUGAACUUCCAGGUCCCGACUCAGAAACACCUAGUGAGAGACUGCGGGAAGGGCAGACGCUGCGGGACUCAAUGCUUAAGUACCCUGAUAGUCACCAACCCAGGAUCUUUGAGGGGGUCUUGGAGAGUCAUGCAAGACCUGAAUCCCCCAAACCAGCUCCAGAUUGGGGGUCUCAGGGACCUUUUCAUUGGCUGGAUGAUAUAUGGCCUGUCACCCCCCGUUCUAGAGCCAGAGAGGACAACGAUCUUGACUCCCAGGUUUCCCAGGAGGGUCUCGGUCCACUUCUCCAACCCCAGCCCAAACCCUAUUUCAGGAGCAUCUCUGUGACCAAGAUCACUAAGCCAGAUGGGGCCGUGGAGGAGCGCCGCACUGUGGUGGACAGUGAGGGACGGAACGAGACCACAGUGACCCACCACGAAGCACAUGACAGUUCCAGCAGUGAUCCAGUUUCUGAAAGAUCUUCAGCUCUUGAUGAUCCCUUUUCCAUCCUGGAUUUGCUCCUUGGACGUUGGUUUCGGUCCCGGUAGCUUUGUUAAUAACCUUCAGAAGUCUUCAGGUCCUUUCCACUCCCUUCAAAUUGCCCAUUGCCAAUAAGCUUAGCUUUGUAUGUCAUCCUAAGGGUUGUAAGUGAAACAAUGCAUUGAGCUCAUGCCAGUCUGUCAUUCAUCCAAACUAACCAAUAAAGCCUUUAUUUAUGCUAAAGGUC